Molecule: messenger RNA, 1249 nt
Organism: Guyanagaster necrorhizus
Lineage: Eukaryota; Fungi; Basidiomycota; Agaricomycetes; Agaricales; Physalacriaceae
Exons: 5
Coding region: 112-1122 (336 amino acids)
Cellular component (GO): cytosol
Molecular function (GO): NAD binding; hydroxypyruvate reductase [NAD(P)H] activity; glyoxylate reductase (NADPH) activity
Source: RefSeq, a predicted model, not a curated record
UGGCGACGAUUUGCGUCUUUUUUGGUUCGUUUUUCGUCCUUGCUUUACCCCUCUCCUUUGCCUACCUCUACCUACCAACGACGUAACAGAACGUACUCCUACUGUCCUACUAUGUCGCAACGCAAAAAGGUCUUAGGAAUCGGUUCGCCUCGCUUUGCCACUGAAGAAUUUGCUGCUCUCAAAGAAGUAGCCGAUGUUCAUUGGUUCGUACCCGAUGACCAUCCCCAGGUGAUCCGCGAGGUAAAGAGACUAUGUGAAGAACACGGUCCAUUCGAUGCGAGUUAUGUUUUAUUUGGGACAGCGAAGUAUGGCCCCUUCACUGUAGAGAUGCUACGACCGCUCUUUCCUGGAUGUGGAUUGUUCGCGUCUGGCGGGGCAGGGUACGAUGACAUCCCUACAGAGUUCUUGGCGGAGAACGGUGCCUAUGCUGCUAACACCCCCACCGCGGUAACUAAUGCAACCGCCGACAUGGCUCUCUUCCUCACCCUCGCCGUCCUACGGGAUACCUCUCAAGUCGAAGCCAACUGUCGAGCCGGCAAGUGGCGCGACAAUUUAGAACUGAACGAAGAUCCUUAUGGGAAGACGUUUGGGAUAUUUGGCAUGGGCAAGAUCGCGAAGGCUACCACGAAGAAGGUCCAGGGCACUGGGAUGAAGGUCAUCUAUCACAGCCGGACGAAGUUGAGCGAUGAAGAGGAGAAGGCCCUGGAUGUCUCUUACGUUACUGAAGACGAGCUCCUCGCCUCUUCCGAUGUUCUCAGCUUGCAUUGUCCACUCACGCCUGAUACGAGACAGUGGUUGAACACGGAGCGUAUAGAAAAAUUGAAACAUGGCGCUUUCUUUGUUAAUACCUCUCGUGGUGCUAUUGUGGAUGAAACCGCACUUAUUAAAGCUCUUGAGAGUGGUAAAAUCAAACGUGCAGGCCUUGACGUGUUCGUCGGCGAGCCUAAACCCAAUUCAUGGUUCCUUCAGUCUAAUAAAGUUACCAUCCAACCACAUUGGGGUGCAUUUACCACGGGAACGAUAUAUGUUGGUGAAUGCCAAGUCCUGGAUAACGUACGGACAUUCCUUGAAACUGGCCGACCUAGGUAUCCUGUGAAUAAGCCCAAGGGAAAAGAGGCAUAGAUAUGUAGGAAUAAAUUCGAAUAUAGAGAUGAAAUAGUAUAGCGGCCGUGAAGACGAAUGUUUUUCUUGAACUUAUCCCAGUUUUAAGUACCUACCUUCGUACUUGCGCGAGACAUGAACGUUUUCC